Salvia hispanica is the source of this 1214-nucleotide messenger RNA. Its product is annotated as plasmodesmata-located protein 6-like. Gene Ontology annotation, biological process: defense response to bacterium. Lineage: Eukaryota; Viridiplantae; Streptophyta; Magnoliopsida; Lamiales; Lamiaceae. The record is from RefSeq and is a predicted model, not a curated record. Gene Ontology annotation, cellular component: plasmodesma.
AUCACACUACACACACUCAAAAUUCAAUAUAUAUUGCAAUUGAUCAGAAUUCACACAUCACAAUCAACACAUGAACAUGCAGUCUCCCUCUCCCCCUCUCUUCAUAUUGGUUACCAUAAUCCUCACCCAAUUAUCAAAAACCUGUUAUAGCGCAUCACUGGAUUCAUUCAUAUACGUAGGCUGCUCCCAGCUCAAAUACACCCCGGGCAGCCCCUACCAGUCCAACCUCAACGCAAUCCUGACCUCCAUCGUCAGCGCCGCCGCCUCUGCUAAUUACAACAACUUCAAAAUCGCCCUCCCGGGCUCGGCCCAGGGCGACGUCGCCUACGGCCUCUACCAGUGCCGCGGCGACCUCGCCUCGGGCGACUGCCGCCAGUGCGUCUCGGGGGCGGUGGCCCGCCUGGGGGCCACGUGCGCGGGCGCCACGGGAGGGGCGCUGCAGCUCGAGGGCUGCUUCGUCCGCUUCGACAACGACUCGUUCGUCGGGGCGGAGGACAAGACGGUGGCGGCGGACAGGUGCGGCCCGCUCGACUCGGGCGAGCUGGCGCGGCGCGACUCGGUUUUGUCGUAUCUGGGCGCCGGGGGGCAGUUUUUUAGGGUGAGUGAGGCCGGGAGGGUGCAGGGCGUGGCGCAGUGCGUGCAGGAUCUGAGCGUGGGGGAGUGCCAGGAUUGCUUGUCGGAUGCGGUCGAGCGACUCAGGACGCAGUGCGGCUCGGCUGCGUGGGGAGAUAUGUUCUUCGCCAAGUGCUACGCGCGCUACUCGGAGCGUGGUUACACCUCCAAACCCGAAAAUGAUGAUGAUGAUGAUGAUGAGCUGAAUAAAACACUAGCCAUUUUCAUUGGACUUGUAGCUGGUGUAGCAAUACUCGUGGUCUUUCUCUCUUUCUUGAGUAAAGCUUUGGAUCACAAAGGUGGCGGUAAAUAAGCAAAUCACGUAGCAAUCGUGUGGUGAAAUUCUUUUUUUUUUUUGUGGUUUAUCUCUUUUCUUUGGCUUAAGUGAACAACGAAAAAAGUGAAGGAAAAUUCAAAUUUCCAUUUGGUCCAUGCCUUUAUCUUGUCGUAGUUUUCAUGAAUAAUAUUCGUUACACUUUUGUAAAAAAGGGUUGAUUCUGCAACGACGAUCAAGAUCAUUUUAAAACCUUAGGCUAGCCAAUUGAUUAAAUUGUUACCGAAUAUAAUGUAUUUUUUGUCGUGGUGCACCUUCAGUUCUUCCA